Molecule: messenger RNA, 270 nt
Organism: Cylicocyclus nassatus
Lineage: Eukaryota; Metazoa; Nematoda; Chromadorea; Rhabditida; Strongylidae
Source: the annotation of a GenBank genome assembly
AUGAUAUUCACAAUGCAGCAAUGUAAUGCAAUAUAUGACGAUCAAAGACGAGAUCUGGACAAACAAGAUAGCCGUGAGAGAAAUAAAAGCCACAAGAUGGACGUCGUCUAUGACGUCGUUGAAAGCAUCCACCUUUUCAUACCAUUGAUCGCAAUCGCAUUUGUCUGCGGUGUGCUUUACUUCUACAACAGAAAGGAAACCCAAAUGCAAUCUCCGCCAAAGAAAGGAAGGACUACAACCAACGCAACCGAGUCGAAAAAGGACAAGUAA